CCAUGGUUUAGAAUAGAAACCUUUUUUUUCUCUGUUUUUGUCUUCCCAGUUGUGUGCGUGUGUCACUGCAUUGGUUUUCUUCAAACUCUGCAAAUCUUUCGCCGCCUUCUUCGUCCAUUUGGGUCAUUCCCGAACUUCUUAAAUAGUGCAUUUUCUCUUUCUUCAAGCUUCAAAGAUUGCUUUUUUGAUAACUUCUGAGUUGCAUUUGGAAUAUCAAAAAAACCUUCUUGUUGUGUGAUUAAGCUAAAGUUUUCAUGAAAUUUUGAAACUUUUUGAUUACCCAGUUGAAAAAUGAUAACUGGGUCAUUGGAGUUACAUAGAUUUUCCUUGAUCUCAGCCGAGAAUCAGUGUCACUGUAUUCAGUGGAAUUUUUGUUAACCGACUUAAAUGCUGAUUAGUGCUUAAUUUUAAGAUUAAAAAAUUAAGAUUGGAUUAAAGUCACUUACUUUACUUGACAAGGUAUUUCUGCUUUGUCUUCAAACUUCAUUUGGAUUCCAAAGGUGGAAAAGAUAACACACAAGAAUAUGUUGGAAGCAAUGCUAAUACUAAGAGCUUUGGUUUUUUGAUUUGUGGUUUUUUAGCUGAGGUUUUGGUUCUGUUGAGCUUUUGAUUCAUUCAUUCAUCAUGCCUCUUUAUGAGUUAUACCGUUUGGCCAGAGAGAAGCUUGAUAAUGAGACUAACGGCACAAGUGUAGCAGAUCAACCUUCGUCGCCUGAGAAUGAUUUUUUUGAGCUGGUUUGGGAGAGUGGUCAGAUUUCAAGCCAAGGUCAAUCAAGUAGAGGUAGAAAGAGUCCAUCUUGUAGGAGUUUGCCAUCUCACUGUUUACCAUCUCAUAGUCCUAGAGGUCGAGAUAAAGAUAAAGACGUAGGAGGAGGAUUUAGUAACAACAAUCCAAAGAUAGGAAAGUUUGGUGAUUUAGACUCUGGAUUGAAUGAGAUUCCAAUGUCGGUGCCAUCUCGCGAAGUGGAUGAAAUGAUGCCUUGGUUGGAUUAUUCAAUGGAUGGCUCUUUGCAACACGAAUAUGGUUCUGAUUUCUUUCAUGAACUCACGGAGAAUGACCUUCCUGCCUCGAAUAGUUUUACUCUAUUGGAUAAAAGGAAUAAUGGGAAUCAGAUAUUUAGGGACUCUCAUAAAAAUUCUGCAGAAGCGAUGAAUGUUUCCAAGGGUUCUUCAGCUGAACAGGUUGUUGAGACUGCAAGACAUAAAGCUAGUGCCAGUCAGUUAUAUCCCCCAUCAUCAAAUCAAUGUCAAACAACAUCUGUAACUGUUAGAUCUAGGGCAUCAGAUAUAACCGAAAAUAAUAAUGUUAGUAGUGGUAACCAGGACGUGCCUUAUGGGGAUAUUACUCGCAUUCCAUCUUCCUCGAGCGAUUUUUCUAGCUUAAAAGCGCAGAAGCAAGAUCCUGUAAUGCCUGGCAAUGGUUCCAAUGUAAUGAAUUUUUCCCAUUUUGCAAGGCCUGCAGCUAUUGUGAGAGCUAAUCUUCAGAACAUUGGCUUGAAGUCUGGUUUGAAUUCAGCUUCAGCAAGAUCAGAUAUUAUGGGAGUUAAGAAUAAAGGCGCUGCUUCGACUAGCAGCAAUCCUCCUGAUUCAGCUCUUGUUAAUCCAAGCGGUGAGUGUUCAAAGGAACCGGAAAUGCGUUGUCAUAAGGUGGUAGAGCCAUCCAAGGCUGAUUUGAAACCUUUGCAGCCGAAAUCGCUUGAACCGAAUGCUGUAGCUACUAAACAAUCGAAGCCUGCUUGCAAAGAGAAUGGAAUUAAGAAUGAUCAACCUUCCAUUCAAGUUCUUGGUGACAAUGGCGCUAAAGGACACGCAGCUGCUGACAAAGGCAUGGAGGUGGCAGUAGCCUCUUCUUCUGUUUGCUCUGGCAAUGGUGCAGACAGAGGCUCGGAUGAUCCAAAUCGAGAUUUAAAACGGAAAAGUAGAGACACUGAGGACUCUGAAUGCCAUAGUGAAGAUGUUGAGGAUGAAUCAGUGGGAGUUAAAAAGGGAGCGGCUGGACGAGGAGUUGCAGGUUCCAAAAGAAGCCGUGCUGCUGAAGUGCAUAAUCUAUCUGAAAGGAGGCGAAGAGACAGGAUAAAUGAGAAGAUGCGUGCAUUGCAAGAACUCAUACCUAAUUGCAAUAAGGUGGAUAAAGCUUCUAUGCUGGAUGAGGCAAUUGAGUAUCUAAAAACACUUCAGCUCCAAGUUCAAAUGAUGUCAAUGGGAGCUGGUUUAUAUAUGCCUCAAAUGAUGUUACCUGCUGGAAUGCAGCACAUGCAUGCACCACACAUGGCCGCAUUUUCACAGACGGGCAUCGGCAUGCAUAUGGGGUUAGGUAUGGGUUAUGGAAUGGGAAUGCCUGACAUGAACGGCGUGCCGUCUAGAUUUCCAAUGAUUCAAGUACCUCAGAUGCAAGGAAAUCAUGUGCCCGUUGCGCAUAUGCCUGGACCCUCUGCUAUGCAUGGAAUGGCCAGAUCGAAUACUCAAGGGUUUGUACUUCCGGGACAGGGAACUUCCAUGCCAAUGCCGCAUACUCCGGUAUUCCCUUUUUCAGGAGGGCCUCUUAUGAACUCAUCCGCUCCGGGUCCGUCUGUGUAUGGAUCCACAGGACAUGUUGAAGCUGUGAAUCCGGCUUCAGCGUGUGGCUCAAAAGAUCGAAGGCCAGAUGUGGACUCAAAAAUUAAGCAAAACACUGCUGGUCGUGACUCUACAAGCCAGAUCCCUAACCAGUCAACUUUGGUACAUAAUGGUGGCCAUACUUCAGUGGCUGAUGACAGUGAAGCUGCUAAUCCUGGCAAUAUCACUUUGUGAUUGGUUAUGAUUGAUACUCCGCAUUGAUUGUGGCUAGUAGAAGAAUCGGGUUUUCAGAAAUUGAGUCCAAAAUGUUGUUUCUCAUCUUUGCAAGUUCAAACCAGAUUACUGAAGAGGAUAUUUCGAAGUCAUCAAGGUUUUCCCGUCAAAAUAGCCAUGGGAAUUCUAGUUUCCGAAACUAGAAAAUUGCACAGAUUUUGGUAUCUUGGGGCAUGUCACUCAUUUGUACAUCCACUUAUAUAUCUUCAACAUUAUGCAUUCAAAUGAUUUGAAUGCGCAAUAAUCAGAUGCCUUAUUCAGAUCUUUCAUAGUGAUUCUUUGGAUUAAUGAAAUAAUAAUUUAUUUUCCUUGGCAA
Molecule: messenger RNA, 3145 nt
Organism: Medicago truncatula (barrel medic)
Lineage: Eukaryota; Viridiplantae; Streptophyta; Magnoliopsida; Fabales; Fabaceae
Product: transcription factor PIF3
Exons: 9
Coding region: 625-2790 (721 amino acids)
Biological process (GO): regulation of DNA-templated transcription
Molecular function (GO): DNA-binding transcription factor activity; protein dimerization activity
Source: RefSeq, a predicted model, not a curated record